This is a messenger RNA of Lymnaea stagnalis (great pond snail), 809 nucleotides long. The record is from the annotation of a GenBank genome assembly. NCBI's taxonomy places the organism in Eukaryota, Metazoa, Mollusca, Gastropoda, Lymnaeidae.
AGAUCAUAUUGCAACAUCCACAGAUUGUAGAGAAUCUUCAAAGCAUCUACGCCCUUACCCUCCGCAAACAGAGACUUAACAAAACUAGGGAGGUUACCCAGGCCAAACUAGCCUUAACAAAGUCAUUUAAUUAUACUAUGCCCAUUGCCACUCCAUCAAAAUCAAAGCACAGAAAGAUUAAUCCACAAUGGGUUCUAAAAAGAGACAAUAUCAAAGAUUUUGAGGAUCCAUUGUCUGCAGUGAAUUUUGUCAUGAAUGUCUUACAGAUUGGACCAAAAACUUGAGUUGUAAACAAAUCAUGUAAUAUUAUAUCAAACAAUAAUUAAUGUGCCUCAGAGACUGAUUUGACAGAAACUGAUACUGUUGUAAAUGACUUGUACUUGUAGAACUUGUAGAUAACUUACUGACCAACUCAAGGACUUGUAUAUUUAUGUGAUAUGUUUUUUUUUUGUUUUUACAUUUUGGAUACAACUUUUGGAGUGUCCUAAAAUGUUUUUGUUACAAAGGAAACAUAAUUUGGUGCUCAUGUUAAAUUCAUAUUUGUGCCUUAAGGGCAAUGCCUGUUUUAUGUAAAUAACAAUGAAGGUAUUGAGAUGGGUCAUGGCCAUUAUGUUUCAAAAUGUGUAUUUGUGAUGGUACCGGUAUAUAAUUGGUUGUAUUGAAAUGCAUUUAAAAGUCCAAGACAAUGUCGAUGAACACUAGUAAUGAAGCGUUUUAGUUAUUUUCAAAAGAAUACAUACCAUUCUUUAUUUAAGCCAUUAAAAGAAAUCAAAAGCUUCCUCCAUGGUUGAAAAAUAUAUAAUGCACGC